This is a messenger RNA of Rubroshorea leprosula, 1601 nucleotides long. NCBI's taxonomy places the organism in Eukaryota, Viridiplantae, Streptophyta, Magnoliopsida, Malvales, Dipterocarpaceae. The record is from the annotation of a GenBank genome assembly.
UGUCCUGUCAUUUGACCGGUUUCAAGUCGAAAAUCCGGUACAAAAUGGAAGGGCAAUCGGGUUACGGCACCAGUACACCUCUCCUGGGUGGGAGCGGGAGACGGUCGGGACUAUUCCGGAGGAAGAAGUCGGUGAAAACGCUAAGGAAGGAGCUUGUGUCAAGGUCGGGACAGCUCCGUAGGAAGAACUCGGUGAACACGCUGAGGAAGGAGUUUGUGUCAAGGUUGCCAGAGAAAGUUCGCUGUGGUGUUGAUGAUGAGUCUCCUUUCCACAUCGAUGUCUCAAAAACCAAAGGUUUGACCAAAGGGGAAAAGGAAUACUAUGAAAAACAAUUUGCAACCUUGAAAUCCUUUGAGGAAGUUGAUGCUUUGGAUGCGUCCACAGAGGACGUUGUUGACAAAAAUGAGCAAGAUGAGGAGCAAAUCCAACAAGAAAGAGCCAUAAAGUUUUGUAAUUAUGCAAAUAUAGUCUUGCUGAUACUCAAGAUCUAUGCCACAAUAACUAGUGGAUGCAUAGUUAUAGCAGCAUCAACAUUGGACUCUUUUCUUGAUCUCAUGGCUCGUAGUAUACUUUGGUUUGCUCACUCGUCAAUGAAAAACGUAAACAUUUAUAAGUAUCCUCUUGGAAAACUGAGGGUGCAACCACUAGGCAUAAUUCUCUUUGCCGCUGUUAUGGCUAUGCUCGGCCUUCAGGUGUUGAUCCAAUCUCUAGAGGAACUAAUUAAGGAUGGACCUUCAGUGCAAAUGUCCUCGAAUCAAUUGAUAUGGUUGUACGGCAUCAUGAUAACUGCUAUAGUGGUAAAACUUGUCCUCUGGCUUUACUGUAGAACUUUUCAGAACAUGAUUGUCCUUGCUCAUGCACAGGUUGACGACGUGGUGACAAAUUUGGUGGGAUUAGUUGCAGCUGUUCUCGGUGAUAAAAUUUACUGGUGGAUUGAUCCUGCUGGGGCUAUUGCCCUUGCACUUUAUACAAUUAUAAGUUGGUCAGGAACUGUUAUGGAGAAUGCAAUGUUACUUGUAGGACAAUCAGCUCCUCCUGAUUUCUUGCAAAAAGUAACAUAUCUGGUAAUGAGGCACCCCCAAGUAAAUCGAGUCGACACUGUCCGUGCUUAUACCUUAGGCGUUCUUUAUUUCGUUGAGGUAGACAUAGAACUCCCUGAAGAAUUACCUUUAAAAGAAGCACACACCAUUGGAGAGACCCUACAGAUAAAAAUUGAGAAAAUUCCAGAAGUUGAGCGCGCAUUUGUUCAUCUGGACUAUGAAUGCGAACACAAACCUGAGCACUCUAUUCUUUUUCGGCUACCCAAUACUGAUUCUUGAUAUUGGAACAGCAGUUGAAACUUGAAAGAGCCAAUAUUGGGUUUGCAGAUUUUUAUGCACAAUGUUCUUCUGCCUCUCAAGGGAUGGAAGUGUUACAUUCUGACAAAUGAACCAUUUCUCUUGGUAAUGGUUGAGUUGUUUGUGGAGAAAUCUGUGUCAUUUGUAUCUAGGCUCUAAUGUCAGAACUGUAUCAUCAAAUUUCUGUAUCAUCCUGAUGUUUUCUGUAUCAAACUUAUGUCCAAAACUCUAUUUUACUCUGGCGCGGGCACAACUGGAAACAGU